Acanthocheilonema viteae is the source of this 378-nucleotide messenger RNA. NCBI's taxonomy places the organism in Eukaryota, Metazoa, Nematoda, Chromadorea, Rhabditida, Onchocercidae. The record is from the annotation of a GenBank genome assembly.
AUGGAUGAGCAAUUAGGUGAUGAAAAUCUUUCGUCGACAAUAUUGAAAAAACAACUGGAACGAAUCAAAGGAAAGGAAGAAAUCCGAAAUGUGAUUCAUGAAUCUAUAGAGACGGAAUUUUCAAUACCCUGUUCACUUGAAGCUUACGAUUCGGAAAAUGCCAAUGUGCAAUUUUGGCGUUUUAUGGCUGGAAAAUUUGCUAGUGAAUUGGACAAAUUACGAGCAGACAAUCUUAAUCUAGAAAAUUUGAUAAACAGCGGAAAAACUCGGCUAGAAGAACUCAAAGAUAUGAAUUCCGAACUGUUAGAAAAGGCACAACAUCUGGAUGAUGCUACUAAUGAGGAUAAAUCCACUUCUUCGUCAUCCGAAUUUAACUAA